AUGUCAACGUCAGUGAAGCAUCGUGAAUUCAUCGGUGAACCGAUGGCUGAAAAAGAAGUUACUGCUAUAGCUGGAAUUGGACCGACAUAUGGUGCUAAACUUGCCGAAGUUGGAUUCGAUAAGGCUUAUAUUCUGUUUGGACAAUUCUUGCUACUUAAGAAGGAUGAAGAUUUAUUUACGGAAUGGUUGAAGGAUACCGCUGGAGUGUCCGCAAAUCAUGCGAAAAGUGCGUACAAUUGUCUCAAUGCGUGGGCGGAGCAAUAUAUCUGA
This is a messenger RNA of Cooperia oncophora, 270 nucleotides long. The record is from the annotation of a GenBank genome assembly. Lineage: Eukaryota; Metazoa; Nematoda; Chromadorea; Rhabditida; Trichostrongylidae.